AUGGCUACUUUCUCUCUCCACACCUGCACAGUCAAGCAAUCUCGUAUGGUGACUAACAGACUCCACAUGUUCUUCCACCUCACAGCCAUAUUAGCCCUACUCUACUACAGAUUCUCUCACCUCUUUCAUGGCGAUGUGCCAGUUUUUGCAUGGGGCCUUAUUACCAUUUCUGAGCUAAUCUUCACUUUCCUAUGGCUCCUCACACAACCAUUCCGGUGGCGACCAGUAGUUUGGUCGGUUGACCCGGAAAAGCUCCCCAGCCACGAGGAUUUUCCAGCGAUAGACGUGCUUAUAUGCACCGCCGACCCUCAGAAGGAACCAGUGAUCGAGGUGAUGAAUACAGUAUUGUCAGCCAUGGCGCUCGACUACCCGCCGGAAAAGAUGGCGGUGUAUCUUUCCGACGACGGCGGUGCUGCCGUGACACUGUAUGCCAUGAAAGAAACAUGUUCCUUCGCAAGGGUUUGGCUUCCAUUUUGUAGAAAAUAUGGAAUCAAGACUAGGUCGCCUGAAGCAUAUUUUUCAUCAUUUGGUGACGAUGAUCGUCUUCUUCGGAGCGAUGAUUUCAAUAGAGAGGAAGAAAAGAUCAAGUCGACUUAUCAAAUUUUCAAGAGAAGUGUGGAGAAUUGCGGGUUGGAUGAUUCUGUUGUGCACGAUCGGCCCCCUUAUAUUGAGUCGACUUAUCAAAUUUUCAAGAGAAGUGUGGAGAAUUGCGGGUUUGAUGAUUCUGUUGUGCACGAUCGGCCCCCUUAUAUUGAGGUUAUACAUGAUACUAAUAAGCAUGAAGUGAAUGAAGAUAGCCACACUAAGAUGCCUUUGCUCGUAUAUGUAUCUCGUGAGAAAAGACCAUUCCACUCUCAUCGUUUCAAGGCUGGCGCCCUAAAUGCUCUUCUUCGAGUUUCCGGAAUAAUGAGCAAUGCCCCCUACAUACUAGUCCUAGAUUGCGACAUGUAUUGCAAUGACCCUACUUCAGCUCGACAAGCAAUGUGUUUCCAUCUUGAUCCAAAGAUGUCUCCUUUACUGUCUUAUGUACAGUACCCCCAGAUUUUCUACAAUGUUAGUAAGAACGAUAUCUAUGAUGGCCAAUCAAGAUCAGCUUACAAGACAAAAUAUCAAGGUAUGGAUGGGCUAGGAGGCACAGUGUGUGCAGGCACGGGUUAUUAUAUGAAGAAAAAGACAUUAUAUUGUAGUCCUAAUCAUGAAGAUGCGUUUCUUUGCGAGUCACAAAAGUAUUUUGGUUCAUCGAACAAGUUCAUUGAUUCAAUAAAGGUUAGUAAUGAACAAGAUAUCAGAGGAAGUGGAAUUAUAUCAGAUGAAGUUUUAGAAGAGGCAAGAACUCUAGCUACGUGCACGUUUGAAGAGAACACGAAAUGGGGUAAAGAGAUUGGUUAUUCUUAUCAAUGUCUAUUGGAGAGUACAUUCACAGGGUAUCUUUUGCACUGCAAAGGGUGGCGAUCGGUGUAUCUUUACCCAAAAAGGCCAUGUUUCUUGGGUUGCACCACCAUUGACAUGAAAGACGCCGCGGUUCAGCUCAUGAAAUGGUCCUCUGAAUUGAUCCUAGUUGGUUUCUCAAGGUUUAGCCCCCUAACAUAUGGGAUCUCAAGAAUGCCCAUUCUCAAAAGCUUGUGCUAUGCAUAUUUCACAUAUAGCCAUCUUUUCUCUGUGGCAUGCCUCUUAUAUGGAACCAUUCCUCAGUUGUGUUUUUUGAUUGGCAUCCCUAUGUACCCCAAGGUCUCAAACCCAUGGUUUGCAGUGUUUGGAACUGUGUAUGUAUCAUCUCUUUUCCAGCAUUUGUAUGAAGUCCUCUCCAGUGGCGGUUCAAUUCGGACAUGGUGGAAUGAACAGAGAAUGUGGAUGAUAAGAACAGUUACAGCAUGCUUGUUUGGAUGCCUUGAUGCCCUUUUGAAGCGGAUCGGCAUAGUGAAAUCAAGGUUCAGAUUGACAAAUAAAGCCAUUGAUCAAGGAAAACUCGAAAAAUACGAGAAGGGUAAGUUUGAUUUCCAAGGAGCCAAGAUGUUCAUGAUCCCCUUAACAUUUUUGGUCAUAUUGAAUAUGGUUUGCUUCAUCGUCGGAUCGAAAAGGAUGAUUACUGAGGGAAACAGUGAAGACAUGUUUGGACAGUUUUUUCUCUCUUCCUUCAUUUUAGUUCUCAGUUAUCCAAUAGUAGAAGGGCUAAUACCAAAGAAAAGCAAGUGA
Molecule: messenger RNA, 2193 nt
Organism: Ilex paraguariensis (yerba mate)
Lineage: Eukaryota; Viridiplantae; Streptophyta; Magnoliopsida; Aquifoliales; Aquifoliaceae
Source: the annotation of a GenBank genome assembly